Molecule: messenger RNA, 1341 nt
Organism: Cricetulus griseus (Chinese hamster)
Lineage: Eukaryota; Metazoa; Chordata; Mammalia; Rodentia; Cricetidae
Source: RefSeq, a predicted model, not a curated record
CCCAGGCUGCGCCGGGAAUUGGGGUGCGGGGAGUGCGCCUGUGCAGUGCAGAGCGGCGGGGUAGGCGCAGCGCUCGCGAUCCGGCGUUUACGUCAGGCUCGAGGACCAACCGGCGGAUGCUAGAACGGAUGCUGGAUGCCGGCUGCGACCCGGGCCUGGGUCAAUGAGGAUCCUGCCAGGCCGGUGUCUCCUUCUCCACACGCUCGGCUAGUGUGGAAGUCGAGGCCUAGGCUCGCUGCGAGCCCCCACACUGCUCCUCGCGGGCCGAGGUUUUCUAUCAGAUGUUCCACUGUAAUAAUGCUGGAGUUAAGAAGUUUCCAUACCUAUGCUGCACAUCAGAGAAAUCUCUCUGCAUACAGAAAUGGAGUAAUGUUUAAAGACAGCUGGCAAAUUAAAGAUUUUAGUGACCUAAGCUCUAUGCUGAAAUAAAAUUAAUUGGACUGCAAGUGCCACUUUGGGACCAGGUUCAAUUCCCAGUACCACAUGGCAAGCUCAUCACCAGUAACCCCAGUUCUAGGGGAUCCAGUGAUCUCGUCUGACCUCCUUGCGUAUGAGACACAAUGUGGUACGCGUAACAUGGUAACCCAAAUCUAUUUCUGGAACCAUGAAAGUUUUGUUGGUAUUUGACUUCGACAAUACAAUCAUAGAUGACAAUAGUGACACCUGGAUUGUACAAUGUGCUCCAAACAAAGAGCUUCCUAUGGAACUACAAGAUUCUUAUCAAAAGGGAUUUUGGACAGAAUUUAUGGGCAGAGUCUUUAAGUAUUUGGGAGAUGAAGGGGUAAAAGAAGAUGAGAUGAGAAGAGCAGUGACAUCAAUGCCUUUCACUUCGGGGAUGAUAGAGCUUCUCAACUUUCUAAGAAUGAAUAAGGAUAAAUUUGAUUGCAUCAUUAUUUCAGAUUCAAAUUCAGUCUUCAUAGAUUGGGUUUUAGAAGCUGCUGAUUUUCAUGAUGUCUUUGAUAAUGUGUUUACAAAUCCAGCAGCUUUUGAUAACAAUGGUCUUCUCACAGUGAAAAAUUGCCAUGCUCAUUCUUGCAAUAGUUGCCCAAAGAAUCUUUGCAAAAGUGCAGUUUUGCUAGAUUUUGUAGAUAAACAGUUACAAAAGGGAGUGAGAUAUGCACGGAUUGUUUAUAUAGGCGAUGGUGGAAAUGAUGUCUGUCCAGUAACCUUUUUAAGGAAGAAUGAUGUUGCCAUGCCUCGCAAAGGAUAUACUUUACAUAGAACUCUUGCCAAAAUGUCUCAAAAUUUUGAGCCUAUGGAAUCUUCUGUUGUAGUUUGGUCUUCAGGUGUUGAAAUAAUUUCUCAUUUACGAUUUCUAAUAAAGGAGUAAUGUGCCAACAA